GUAUAAAAUAUGGAGUGGUCGAAAAUCAAAUCUAUUGUUGACAUGGGAUAGCAACGCUGCGUCAAAAGAAAUGGUUGUUCGAGCAUAUACAGAGAGCGGGAGUAAUAACCAAUAUUGGCGUAUUGAACAAACCGGCGAGGAGUCCUACAGACUAAGGAAUCUGCAAAAUUUAAGUUUGAUUUUAGUGUUAACUGAUGCUAUCAGUACAUAUGGUGGAUUAAAGUUAAAAGUUCAAAAUGAUUCUGAUAUAAGUACUAAUUUACGUUCUAAUUGGAAAAUAAAACGUAUCUUUUAUCAGUACAUUCCAGAUGGUGAUUAUAAUAUAUUCAAUGAUAACGUCCCAAAUAUUGUUGUUGACUUUACCAAUCAAAAGGGUUCAUUGAUUCAUGGUAAUAACUACUGUGGCAACAAUAAUCAAAAAUGGUCAUUUAUGUAUGAUGGAAAGAAAAAAGCUUACAAAAUAAAGAGCGGUCUGCGUCCAAAACUUUGGUUAAGCUGGGAUAGCAAUGCCUCGUCUAAAGAAAUGGUUCUUCGUGCUUAUACAGAAAGCGGGAGUACGAACCAAUAUUGGCGCCUUGAAAAAGCCAAUGACGGAUCAUACAGACUCAGGAAUCUGCAUGAUUUUAAUAAGUGUAUAGCUCUAACUAAUAAAAAUACCACUUAUGAAGGUAAAGAACUUAUAGUGUCAGAGACUAAAGAAAACGGUAACACUUGGUAUCCUAAAAACCUAGGGGAAGUACCUCUACCAAAUAGAAAAUUCAGAAUUGCAACUAAAUUAAAUUACAAAAAAGUGAUAGAUUCAAGAAGAUUUCACGACUUGAUUAUUACUCAUGAUCUAAAUUUUGCUUCUAGCAUAUGGAAACUUGAAUAUGAUUCAAGUAAAAAAGCAUACAAUAUAUAUUCCGCGGACAUCAAUAACCUAGGAUGGAUAUAUCAAAAUAAAAACUUUUUUGUUAAGCUGGACAAUAUAGAUGGUCUGGAUCAUGGAGAUCACAGAUAUUUUUGGACAAUAGAAUAUAACAUAAAAAGUGGUUGCUAUUUAAUAAGAAGCUUAUAUGACCCGGCUUGUGCAGUUGGUUAUACUGACAACGAAUCUGUAAUUACCAGUACUACAACAUACUCCGAUCGUCAAUUAUUUCAUUUUAUUCUAAUGUAAUGUAAUUAUGAGAUGGAUCAAUAGAUAUACAAUAAAUUUAAAAGGAACAGUUUAACUAAUAACUUUGGUUAAAUUAAAAUAACACUUAUUCAUAAACCUAAUGUUUACUUAGGAACGUCAGUAGAUUAAAUUAAUUUAGUAUUAAUGUAAUUAAAUGAUUCUAAAAAUAAUUGUACUGCCAGUUCUUAGAACGGACUAGAAGGCAACUAUUGCACCAUGCUUUGUAGUAUAUGAUCUCGAAUUAAUUAUUGAUACUAAUAAAAAAUGUCAAAAAAUUAAACAUAUAUGUCAUAUAAGUGAAGGUUUAGCCGCUAUUAGAGGCAAAGAUGGUGAAAUAGGAACACUUACAUUAUCAUUGUAGCAACACGUAAACUUCAUAUAAUUUACGUAUAUGCAUAAUAUAGGUAUAAUAUACGUCUAAAGAUACAAAAAAUAAAAUUGACACAGGUAAAGUAGGUUACUGACCAACCAUUGCAUCGGCCCCGAUUUGUAGGUGUAAGAAUAAAACAAAAAGUAUAGACACCACCACAAUGACAAUACAUAGAUGUUCACGAUCCCGUACAGUAUGUAAAAAUCAGUGUUCUCUCACCAAACAAUAGAUGUUGGUGAACUGCAAAAACAUUGAUACAAGCACUGAGAUAACCGUAUAUUAUCAUUCCCCUUAUAAUAGCACAGCCUUAGCUAAAAGCUUACCUUUAAUGUUCCUUUUUUUUAUUGAAACACUUGACCUUACUAGAUCUUUUGUUAAAAUAAACCAAUACCGUGGAAAGAAUUACUCGUUUUGUGUAAUUUUAUUAAGCAGGUCGCUCGAAUAGCUCGCAUCCACAAAUAAACACCCUUAAACAUAAGUAAACCUAAAUCGUUAGCCUAUGUGAAAGACUUUCAAUAUGUGGGUCCCGCAAUAGAGUACAACGUAAGUAACACCUUGAAACACGGUCUUAAAAAAUAAAACAGCAAAGCCUCCUGAUCAUCAAUUUUAAUUUGAACACUACUACUUUUUACGUUUGUUGUUGCUAAGUAAAUAGAUUUUAUCUUCGUUUCGGUCAGCUUAUGAUUAUUUGUAAUUAUUAUAAACAAGGAUGAGAUAGAGCAA
Messenger RNA from Pieris brassicae (large cabbage white), 2249 nucleotides. RefSeq names its product pierisin-like. The transcript is spliced from 2 exons. The coding region runs from base 71 to 1156 and encodes 361 amino acids. NCBI's taxonomy places the organism in Eukaryota, Metazoa, Arthropoda, Insecta, Lepidoptera, Pieridae. The record is from RefSeq and is a predicted model, not a curated record.